ACACCAGCGCUGAGGUACUGCUUUAUUCCUCACUGAGCUUCACACAUUUACACCAGACCUCAGAUUAACCUGUUCAUCACUCUCUUCUAGGAGAACAGAGCUCUGCUGUGACCUGCUGUGGAGCGACUGAGAAGAUGGCACUGAUCUGGAUGUUGGCAGCGCUUCUCUCUGUUGCUUCGGCCUUCAGAGACAGCCAUCCGGAUUACAGAUCCAGGCCAUGUGACUGUUCUGACCUCCACAGAUCAGGAGAAAGGUCCAGUAGGACUCACACCGUUUACAUCGACGACAGUCCCAUCAAUGUUGACUGUCACAUGAUAUCAGAAGGGAGAGAGGAUGAGCACGGAGGAUGGACGGUGAUUCAGAAGAGGAUGGACGGCAGUCUGAACUUCUAUCGGCCGUGGAAAGAGUACAAGAGAGGAUUCGGGACUCCCGAGGGCGAACACUGGCUGGGGCUGGAGAACAUCCACCGCAUAACACGCAACAAGAAGUACAUGCUGAGAGUGGAUAUAGAGGACUUCGGUGGAAGGAAAGGUUGUGCUCAUUACUCGUCCUUCUCUGUGGAUUGUGAGGAAGACGGCUAUAAACUGCACGUUUCCGGAUUCAGGGAUGGCGGAGCAGGCGACUCUCUGUCUUCCCACAACAAUCAGAAGUUCUCCACCUUUGACAAAGACCAGGACGACUACAAAAAGAACUGCGCCAGAGAGUUUCUCGGGGGAUUCUGGUAUAAAAAGUGUCACCAUGCAAACCCCAACGGUGUGUACUUAUGGGGUCACGAUCGCACCCACUACGCUAUCGGUGUGUGUUGGUGGAGCUGGGAUCACAACUACUACAACAGCUUGAAAUACAUCUCCAUGAAGAUCAAACGCAUAUACUAGAAACAUGCAAUGUAUACAGGGGCACACACAUUACGCUAAUUACUCUGUCUGUAAUGCUUAAGGCUGAGCACUUCCAGUGUGUGUGUGUGUGUGUGUGUGUGAACACAUGCCCUUGGCACAGAUGCACAGUGAAGGUUUGACCUCUGUAAAGUCUCUGCUCUCUCUCCAGAAGUUAUAACAUAUUGACUUUCCUGUGUUUAACUCUUCCACAAGCUGUUCAAUGACCGUGAUUUGUCUUUGUUUAAGUCAGUUUUUACUAUCCAAAUGAUAAUAAACUCAAUAAACUGCAGAUUAAAAGCC
This is a messenger RNA of Danio rerio (zebrafish), 1175 nucleotides long. Its product is annotated as microfibril-associated glycoprotein 4-like. Lineage: Eukaryota; Metazoa; Chordata; Actinopteri; Cypriniformes; Danionidae. The record is from RefSeq and is marked validated.